Molecule: messenger RNA, 1002 nt
Organism: Pleuronectes platessa (European plaice)
Lineage: Eukaryota; Metazoa; Chordata; Actinopteri; Pleuronectiformes; Pleuronectidae
Product: olfactory receptor 11A1-like
Exons: 2
Coding region: 43-1002 (319 amino acids)
Biological process (GO): G protein-coupled receptor signaling pathway
Cellular component (GO): membrane
Molecular function (GO): G protein-coupled receptor activity; olfactory receptor activity
Source: RefSeq, a predicted model, not a curated record
GAGCUUGUGUUGCUUCAGUUUUUUACACUGAAAACGAAAACAAUGCUGAAUUCAACGUCAUCAACUUCAUCCUACUUUGUUCUUGAGGCUUAUUUACAAGUGGGAACUUUGAGAUACUUGUUCUUCAUGUUGACUGCAGUGAUUUACGUGUUCAUCCUGAUUUCCAACACGUCUCUGAUUGUAGUUAUCUGUAUGAACAGAAGUCUCCAUGAACCUAUGUACGUGUUCCUGUGCAGCCUGUUUGUAAAUGAACUGUAUGGUAGCACAGGGCUGUUUCCUCUGCUCCUGCUCCAGAUCCUCUCAGACGUUCACACUGUUUCUCGUCCUCUUUGUUUCCUGCAGAUCUUCUGUUUGUACACGUAUGUACACAUCGAAUUUACUAAUUUAGCCGUGAUGUCUUAUGACCGAUAUCUGGCCAUCUGUUGUCCUCUGCAGUACAACACACGUAUGACGGUGAACAAAGCAGUCACCUUCAUUACUGUGCUCUGGUUUUACUCUUUUGUGAAGUUUCUGGUUACGCUAUCGUUGAACAUCCGUUUGCCUCUUUGUGGAAACGUCUUGGACAGUUUGUAUUGUCAUAACUUCCUUGUGGUGAAGUUAGCGUGUUCCGACACCACAGUGAACAACAUCUACGGACUGUUUGGAGUUGUUCUGACCGUCUUAGUUCCUCUGCUUCCGAUCCUGUUCUCCUACACGAAGAUUCUCAAAGUUUGUUUCUCUGGUUCCAAACAGACGAGACAGAAAGCCGUCAGUACCUGCACCCCCCACCUGGUGUCGCUGCUCAACUUCUCUUUCGGCUGUUGCUUUGAGAUCCUGCGCAGCAGGUUUGAUAUGAGCAGCGUCUCCACUGAGCUGCAGAUCAUCUUGUCUCUGUACUUCCUCAUCAUUCAGCCGCUGCUCAGUCCCAUCAUGUUCGGAAUGCAGAUGUCAAAAAUACGACAAACGUAUAAACGUCUGUUCUGUUCUAAAGUCACGACGGUGUCUGCUCACGAGAAUCAGUGA